AUACCUCUCUGAUACAUCCGCCUAUUCCUUUAUUCUUGCCCUAAUUUGCUCUAGUUAAUUUGUUACUCUUCAACUGUUAAUCAAUUUCAAGGUUCCAAAUAAGGUAUAUUUCAAUCUUUCCUUAUAUGGAAUUUUACUUCAUCCUCAUUCAAUCUGAUUUCUCCUAAAAUUUGUAUAUUUUGAUUUCUUCUGAAAAUCUUUGAAAAAUCUUCUAAAUUUUUAUCAUUUGUUUUCUUCUGUAAAUCUUUCUGUUUUUGUUUCUCAUACCUUCAAUGGAAUCCGUUCAUGGUCUCAAACAGUCCACUAAAAAUCAACGAAUUCUUGUUUCUCCUGGUUCUGAUUCGUCUUGGGAAGGUUACGACGAAGUUAGAUCCAAACAUCGUAACGAUCCAACAGUGAUGAAUAAGCUACGUGAGAAAUUGAAGUCGAAAGCUACAGUUAAACAUGCACCCAAAGAAAUAGACAACAAGAUUGAAGGGGUUACAACACGCCCUAAUCUCCCAAAGGGAAUGAAAUACGUCAUCAAGAAGAUCCCGUCCCACCCAUUGAGAUUCGGAACGGCAUAUAGGGCUAAUUUUCUUGAUGAUUUUGAAUCAUCAAUAGGUGGAGAUAUUGUUGUCAGAAGGCCAUGGAUGGUUAUGUUAGCGAUAACGACGAUCCAAAAAAAAACUAGGAGAGACAUCUCUCCAAACCAAGGAGAACUGAUUGAUAUCCAGUAGUUUUUUUUUUAUAGUAAACAUUUUAGGUGAUUCUGAUUCUUUUAAUGUAUCUGAUACAUAAACUGUAAUGUAUCAGAUUUAAUAUGUUUUAAUAUUUCCAUACAUCAGAUUUACUAUGUUUUUCUCUGGUGUCAAAAUCGAAUAUAAAAUCAAAGUUUAUGUUUUA
Messenger RNA from Solanum dulcamara, 885 nucleotides. RefSeq lists its product as uncharacterized. The record is from RefSeq and is a predicted model, not a curated record. Bases 273 to 719 code for a protein of 148 amino acids. NCBI's taxonomy places the organism in Eukaryota, Viridiplantae, Streptophyta, Magnoliopsida, Solanales, Solanaceae. The transcript has 2 exons.